This is a messenger RNA of Anolis carolinensis (green anole), 850 nucleotides long. Its product is annotated as transmembrane protein 45B. The transcript has 4 exons. NCBI's taxonomy places the organism in Eukaryota, Metazoa, Chordata, Lepidosauria, Squamata, Anolidae. The record is from RefSeq and is a predicted model, not a curated record. The coding region runs from base 1 to 576 and encodes 191 amino acids.
AUGUUCCUUAAUCUUUGGCAACAUUCAACAAUGCACGCCUUCUUUGCCAUGGCCGGAGUGGCGGGCGUCCUCACUCGAUGCAAGUUCCAGAUUCCCGUGGGACUAGAUCACCUCCUGUUCUCUCUGGCACUUUUCAAUGAAGGGCUGCUGUUCUAUACCCAUUCAAGCCGGAUGUCUGCUCUGGAUAAAUACAUCCACUACAUCCUGUUAAUUCCCAUAUUGAGCGGGGCUGUCUGCAGUUUGUUUGAAGUGUGGUUCAGAAACAACCCAAUCCUGGAACUGUUCAGGACUUCCAUGUUCAUAACCCAGGGAACUUGGCUUUGGCAGAUUGCGUUCCUGCUAUGGGGUACCUCCAGCUGGGACCACAAUGACCCAGAGACCUACGUAUUUAUGGCCAUAUGCUACUCUUGGCAUUACGGAAGUGUCAUUCUCUUCCUCGCCUUUACCUAUGGCAUUGUCUACUGGGUACUUUGGAUACUGAAAGGAAACUGUGGAGAAGGAAUGGAAAUGCAGAAGUUCAUCCAAGCAGACACAAAGACCUACACUGCUCUUUUGAAUGGAUCUGAUGAAGAAUGAAUAUCUUUCCUUCCCUUAGUUUAAUAAAGUUUUUGAUUAAACAAUGGGAAAAGAUACAUGAUAAAUAGCUGCUUUGAAUCCCCUUCGGGAUUGAGAUAAAGUGGGGUAAAAAUACAGUAAAUGAGCAAAUAAAUAAAUAAAGGACGAUUAUAUUUAUUUUCAAUGCACUUAAAAGCAUACGAAAGGUAAAUAUAAAAAUAUACUUCAAUGUAUAUAAGUAUUAAAACAAACUAAUUGAAUUACAAUGUAAAGAAAUAAAUAAAAAUUAAGGAUG